Diatraea saccharalis (sugarcane borer) is the source of this 1401-nucleotide messenger RNA. The record is from the annotation of a GenBank genome assembly. Lineage: Eukaryota; Metazoa; Arthropoda; Insecta; Lepidoptera; Crambidae.
AUGGAGUCGGUUGGCAUGAGUUAUGUGGUGACAGCAGCGGAGUGCGACCUAGACCUCUCCAGUGAAUACAAAGGACUCAUCACUGCCGCAGCGUUUAUAGGUAUAAUAUCCACAUCAUUCUUGUGGGGUUAUUUGGGAGAUCGGAUGGGCAGACGAGCUGUAAUGCUGCCGGCAAUGGUGGCAUCAGCGCUCUUCUCCAUAGCCUCGUCCUUCGCCAAUAGCGUUUGGGUGCUGAUGGUACUUCGAGUGCUCACUGGAUGUUUAGUUUCGGCGUCCAGUGCCACUGUGUACGCGUAUCUUGGAGAAAUGCACACGAACACCAGACGAGCGUCCGCCAUCGCUUGGGGAUCGGCCUUCAUUUCCUUCUCAUUCAUCACAUUACCAGGCUUUGCAUGGAUGAUAAUUCCUGGUAAAUGGUCUUUCGACUUGUUCGGUCUGACUGUGGUGCCAUGGCGAGCAUUUAUUUGGACCUGGUGUGCUCCUGGACUGGCGGCUGCUGGACUCCUAAUGAUACUACCUGAGAGUCCACGGUACUUGCUCUCUUCGAAGGGUCCUGAUGCUGCAUUACCUGUUCUGGCGAAAAUGUACGCAUGGAAUCAUGGCACGUCAGAUUAUAAUUACCCAGUAAAGAAGAUUGUGUCCGGUAGUAUAGAAUCUGAUAAGAGUUCUAGUUACGCUGGUGCAAUCAAGAAUUUCUCUCUGUUAUUCAAACCGCCUUUGUUGAGAUGUGUGCUUAUUUCUAACAUAUCAAUGUUCGCCGUCUUCAUGAUUUCAAGCGGAUUGUACAUGUGGGUACCAGACAUUUUGAACGAUAUACUGAAGAAUACCAGUGAACAGAGUCUCACUAUAUGCACCAUUAUACAAGAGAAGAUUAUAAAACAAAGAAAUAUGACCUCUUUAGCAGUAGAGAAGCUCUGUAAAUCGGAGGUGUCUGUAGGAGUGUUCCCUAUAUCUAUGGCAAUGGGUGCAGUAUUUGCACUUACUUAUCUUGCUAUUGGAGUGUUUAUCAAUAAAAUUGGAAAGAAGACAUUAUACAGUGGUAUAAUGUUGAUGUGCUCGGGCACCACCGUGGCUGCGGCGUUCGUGCCGCACGGCGCCGCGGCGACGGCGCUGCUGAUCAUGGCGCUGUGCUCCGGGUGCGCCGCCUCCAUACUGGCGGCCAUCGCCGUCGACGUGUUCCCUACAUGUUUGAGAGCGAUGGCGAUGUGCGUGAUGUACAUGGUUGGUAGAACUGGUGCUGCUGUUGGCUCUUACCUGCUCGGGGCUACCCUGAACACUCACUGUUUAGCGGCGUUCAGUGUAUUUGGUGCAGUUACUGCUGGAUCUACACUUCUAAUGAUGUUUUGGCCAAAACCUGAAGAAGUAAGAGAGAAACUGGAGGAAAGAGGACUCACUUAUUAA